AUGAAGUAUUCUAUGCUCUCUGUUGCAGCCUUCUUUGCUGCGUUCUCUCUGGGUUCCCCAGCAUACUACUGGAGUAUGCAACAAGCCGAGGCUGGUGAAGCUAUUAUAACGAAUGACAUGAACAACCCCGUCGAUGUGGUUAAAGUACCAGGAGGGCCAGAAAUCCAGAUUGCGCAGACAGGAGGAGAAGCUAGAUUUCCUGGAGGGCCAAGCGCGGACCUGAAAAUCAACGGACAGGUAGAGGUCAGCUAUGUUGGUGGUAAUGAAGACACGUUUAAUUACCAGGUAAAGCCGAUCGCUCCCGGCUUUGUCGGAUGUGUCCAGGUUUCAACCGUCGGAUGCAACCAAGACUAUCUAGAGUGGUGCUCUCAACCAGGUCCAUCGACUAUCAUUACAUGUCCCGCGGGCACAGAACUCCCGAUCAGUCUGACUGAAUUGCCUAAUUUAUGGAACUUCUACGAUUAUUAG
This is a messenger RNA of Metarhizium brunneum ARSEF 3297, 468 nucleotides long. RefSeq lists its product as uncharacterized. NCBI's taxonomy places the organism in Eukaryota, Fungi, Ascomycota, Sordariomycetes, Hypocreales, Clavicipitaceae. The record is from RefSeq and is a predicted model, not a curated record.